Tribolium madens (black flour beetle) is the source of this 2824-nucleotide messenger RNA. Its product is annotated as DDB1- and CUL4-associated factor 5. Gene Ontology annotation, cellular component: cytoplasm; Cul4-RING E3 ubiquitin ligase complex. The record is from RefSeq and is a predicted model, not a curated record. NCBI's taxonomy places the organism in Eukaryota, Metazoa, Arthropoda, Insecta, Coleoptera, Tenebrionidae. The transcript has 9 exons. The coding region runs from base 98 to 2377 and encodes 759 amino acids. Gene Ontology annotation, biological process: negative regulation of fatty acid biosynthetic process. Gene Ontology annotation, molecular function: protein binding.
UGUGACAUAUGUAUCCUCUUGACGUUUCGUAGAAAAUCAACGGAAUAUUUUUGUCAACAAAGUGCAGUUUUUGUGAGUAAAAUAUAAGUUUUUCUCGAUGGCUAAGCCUUCGCCACUGAAUCCACUUCGUCACAUAGUCGAAAGACAAUACAAAGACAAUGUGUUUAUUAAAAAUAAAAUAUUCAAGGAACGGCUAGCAAAGGCGAGGAAUUUGUAUAGAAAAGAUCUUUUGGCCCAUUAUGGGUGUGUUAACGCCAUCGAAUUUUCAGCCGAGGGAGACCUUCUGGUAUCAGGUGGCGAUGACCGAAGAGUCUUGCUUUGGUCAAUUCCUCCAGCAAUGUACGGCAAAGGAUCCCCCGUCGAAAUGGAAACGAAUCACAACAGCAAUAUUUUUUGUCUUGCGUUCAAUUCAGGCAACACGAAGAUUUUUUCGGGAGGUAACGACGAUCAAGUUUUCAUUCAUGACGCUAUAACAGGAAACUUUGUCGGGAAAUUAAUGCACCGAAAACCUGUAUACGGACUAAGCGUAAACCCCCAAAACGAUAACGUUUUAGCUACUGCUGGAGAUGACGGGAGGAUUUUAUUGUUCGAUGUUAGGGAAUCACCGAAUUCUGUAGAUGCACUUUGUUUGGCAAAACAAAAGACUGGUUUUCAUUCUGUGAUGUUCAAUCCCAUCAAUCCCAGAUGGUUGGCGACGGCAAAUUCCGAAGAAGGAAUUGCUUUGUGGGACUGUCGGAAACCAAAAGAGUUGCUUAUACAUUACGACGCAACUGCGGGCCCUAUUAGUGGUAUAAGUGCUUGUUUUAAUUCAGAUGGCAGUAGAGUUUUAGCAUUGAGACGAAGGCUACCUCCGGUACUUUACGCAACUCAGAAAGAAAACGCCAUUUGUCAGUUCUACCACCCUCAAUAUUACAAUUCGUGUACCAUGAAAACGUGUUGUUUUGCCGGUGAUGGGGACGAAUAUGUUUUAAGUGGUUCUGAUGAUUUUAAUUUAUACAUGUGGCGAAUGCCACAAAAUGACACUGUUGAGUGGGGCAAAAGUCAUUUGGUUCUCCGAGGACACAGAUCAAUUGUAAAUCAAGUGAGAUAUAACAAAGAAAAUAAUCUGAUAGCGUCGUCAGGUGUUGAAAAGAUGAUCAAAUUGUGGAGUUCUUUACCAAUAGGGACUUGGAAAGGUUCACUGCAAAAAGAACACACCGACGUUUUUCGUUCGGUUUACACGCAUGAAGAUUACGUUUAUUUGGUUGGACGCAGUGGCGAGAGAAUUUCACACGAUUACAGUGAUCAGUCGACUCAGGAAGAUUCGAAAAUGUUGGCAUUUUUUGAUUCGUUGAUUCAAAGAGAGAUCGAAGGCUGGGAAUCUCCUUCAGAGAAUUCCGAUUUUUCAGAUAGUGAUAGCGAUGGACACGAAAGGAAUGUUCAAAGUCUUUUGAAUGAAAUGUUUUGCAAUGGCAAAGUAUCAUCAGAGGAUACAAAGAAACACAAGUCCAAUAGGAUUGCUCAAUUGAUAGCAAAGAAGCGAAGUCGUCUCGCUAGAAUGGCACAUGAUAAAUCUUCAAGUCAAGUUUUACGAUAUCACUUGAAGGAGAAGAACCGCAAGAAGAAAAACUCGCAAAAAUCGAAAACCUCAAAAUUGAAGAAGAACGGCUCUACGAAAAAAUCCCCACUGUCGAGUCGCCACUCGGAGAAGGACCACAAGCACAAAUUCGUCCCGGAACGGACCAAACUUCGCAAAUACCGAACACGGCAAAGCCUGCGUGAGACUUGCGACAGUGGCGCCUCAAACAAUUCUUUCGACGCCCCCAGCACCAGCACGGGAAUCACCAGUUCGAGCAACUCGGUGUUUCGAGUGAUAGAACAGGACUCGGACGAGGAUGUCCCCCCUAACAACUGUACAGAAAACGGCAACUCCGAAGAGAACAACUUCGUGAACAUUCUGCCGACGCCAUUGAACGGCACCCACGACAUGUACAUAAACGUGCUGGAGAUGAGCAGCGCCAACGUGGUGACGGUGCGAAACGAGGGGGCCGAGGAGGCGUCGACGUCUAACGGGCCCCCCGCGUGCAGUGUGCGUGGCGCGUUUGCCGCCUACGAGACGGAGAGUGACUCUGAUUACUCCGAGUUCGAUUAUCGCACCCCCGUGAAGAAGCGAAGGGUGAGCGCGUCGGACAGCGGGUGCGGGACGGGACCGUGUUCGAGCACCAGCCCCUACCCGAUCCGGGGCUCGAGAAAUCACCAAGAGUGUUCUAGUAAUGAUUUGUACAAUAACGAACGCGAUUCAGAGGAUGAGUUCAACUAUGAAAAGUUCAAAAAGCGCGUCAGUAAAGCGAGGAUUAAUAUAAGGAAACAAAUUGGAGGCGAAUCGGAUUCGAACUAAGUUUAGUUAGGUGGAUUUUAUUUUCUCGAAUCGGUGUAAUUCUUUCCUCAAUUUUAUGGCAGUUGUGUGCGAGGGAAACUGUGAUACUUUCUGUGAUACUAUUCAACAACUAAUUUCAAUGCAAUAUUUUGAACUCUUUCAGUUACAGGCUAUUGAAAUCACUAGGGUUUUACAGAGUUGAAAUUUAUAUUUGUUGGGCAAGGAAAAUUCUUUUAAGGAUCCAAUUAUUGAGGAAAGACUUAUGGAAAUCUAUUUAUCUUUAUUUUCAUUCAUUUUUAUUAUUCUACCUUAUAAAUAAAAUUGUAGUCAUAGUUCGAUUUUAUUGAUUCUGUUUACAGUGUCAUUUUAUAGAAAUAUCGUGUUGAUUUUUUGUGAGAACGUCAAUUUUAUGUACUUUCUUUCAUCAUGUAUACUAAAAAAGUAUGAUAAUAAAAUAAUUAUAAGGAA